CGGACCCAAUGCGUAAACCCGACUCGACACAACCAUUUUCCCCCAAAUCGAUUUCCUUAGGGUUCCAACCCGAAAAAAAUUGGAGAUUUCGAAGAAGAUAGAAACUGAGAGAGAUUUCAGAGUCAGAGAGAGUGAUUGUAACUGGGUUUGGUCUAAUCGAUUGAGUUUUGGUCUAAUCGAAUCCGAAUGAGCUAAAAGAAGAAAUAUGGCGACGACGAGUGAUUCAAUAUCAGUGAAGAUUAACGGCUUCCACUCGGGUGUGUUCAAAGCUGAAGAUGGGAAGCUAAAUUAUGUCGAUGGUCUUUUGGAGCAGUUUGAAGUCAAUGGUGAUGCUGCUUAUGAGGAAGUUCGGAAGAUCAUUGUUAAGAUAGUUAGAGUGGGGAGAAUGUGGUACAAGUUACCAUUUGAGGAUAUAUCAGAGAAGAAGGAGUUGCUUGAAGAGACGAGAAAACCAAAAAGAAGAUGAGUUCUAAUGGUCGUUGGUACGAGGAGCUUGAUGUCUUCAUAGAGAAACCUGAAACUGAUGUUCUUACUGGUGAUGGUGUUGUGGUGGAUGCAGUGACUGGGAACGAACCUGUUGAUGGUGACUAGUUGGAUGUUGAGCAACAAGAUGAUAAUUCUGAUGGUGAUCAUGAAGGAGGAGAGAGUGAAGAUGAGUAUCAAGCGAGUGAUGAAUCUGAUAAAGAAGAGGAUAUUGACAGAAAUUUUGAAGAGGAUGUUGAGAUGUUUAGGGAUGAGAACUAUGAUGAGGAGAUUCCAGACGAGGAGGAGGUAUAUCCUGACACGGAGGAGUUAUCUGAUGAUGAAGAGGAACAAGCUGAGAGGAUGGCUAAUAGGGGUGAAUUAGAUGGUGUUUUUAGUCUUAGGCAGACCUUUUACAGCGGUGAAGAGUUCAAGAAGCAAGUGAUCAAAUAUAUUCUGAAAACGAGAAGAAAUAUAGUCUUCAGCAGAUGGGAGAAGACAAAGAUUGGUGCUAAAUGUGGUGGUAAAGGAUGUGUGUGGCGUAUAUACUGCUCAUUAGAGAGACCCAUCAAGAAAUGGAUGGUGAAAGUGUAUGUUAACACACAUACGUGCCAUCCCACAGGGAAAAGUAAACUCAUCAAAAGCCCUGCCAUUGCUGAAGUUAUGUUGGAGAAAAUCAGGAAGGAAUCUGAAAUGAGUGCUCCAAUGAUUAGAGAAGAGUUUAGGGAUAAGUUCAACAUCAUAAUCUCUCCCGAGCAGGCCAAGAUUGCGAGGCGUAUUGUUCUUGAUAAGCUACAGGCCGAGUGCAAUGAGCAUUUUGCAAGGCUAAAUGACUAUGAGAUGGAACUAUUACGUUCAAAUCCUGAUAGCAAAAUAAAGAUCAAUACAACAACAAAACCAAAUGGAGCGAAAGCAUUCCACUCCAUGUAUAUCUGCUUUCACCAAAUUCGUGUGGCAUGGAAGGAAUAUUGCAGGCCGGUUAUUGGAUUAGAUGGGACAUUCCUCAAACACAGCUCUCUUCAAGGACUGAUUCUCAUUGCAAUAGGAAGGGAUCCCAAUAACCAGAUAUGUCAAAUAGCAUGGGCUGUGGUCAACUCUGAGAGCAAUGAUAAUUGGCAAUGGUUUAUUCACAGGUUGAAGAUUGAUUUGGGUUUAGGCAUGGGUGAUCUUGUGACAAUCAUUUCAGAUCAGCAUAAGGGAUUGAUUCAUGGAGUUACAGUUGAGUUGCCAAGAGCUGAACAUAGAGCUUGUGCUAGGCACAUUUAUUCUAAUCUGAAGAAGAAUCAUAAGUCUGAUACACUGAAGCCACUCUUCUGGCGUAUUGCAUGUAGCUACAAUGAGGCAUACUAUGAGAAGAGUUUGGAUGUUUUCAAACAGUUUGAUCCAUUAGCAGCUGACGAGCUUUUGAAGAAGGAUCUUUCUACUUGGUGCAGGGCUUUUUUCCGGAUAGGUUCGUGUUGUUCUGAUACACACAACAACUUCACUGCGUCUUUCAAUAGAACUUCGAAGAUAGCAAGAAAGAAGCCUUUCAUUCAGAUGCUUGAGUUGAUUAGAAGAGAUGCAAUGCAGCGGAUAGCUACUAGAUGUAAGACAGCGAAAGAUGAGACGGGUCUCGUUACAAAGAAGGCGAGAAAGGAGGUUGAAAAGUAUUGUGAUGAAGCUAAGCAUUGUUAUUCUUUGCCUAGCACAAGUGGUGAUUAUGAGUGUGUUGAAUUUGAAAAUGGUUACAGUGUGAAUUUGCCAUCUCGUAGCUACGCUUGUAGGAAAUGGGACUUAUCUGGAAUUCCAUGUCGCCAUGUUGUAUCUGUUAUCCGUGAGAACGGUCUCGAGGUUGAAGAUUUUAUUUCAGAUUAUUAUCUGACAUCGAAGUGGCAAGGUCUGUACAUGAAUGGGUUGAGUCCUGUCAAUGGCCCAAAGUUUUAGAAGAAAUCUGGUGCAGACCGUAUUGAAGCACCGCCAUACAAGAGACCUCCUGGAAGACCAAAAGGGAAGGCAAGGAUCAAAGGAAUGAAUGAAUCUCCCAAGAAAAAUGCGACCAAAGUUGAUCGAAAAGGAAGAAUAGGUCAUUGUGGUCUAUGUGGUGGUGAAGGCCACAACUCAAGGAAGUGUCCUCUUGAGGUAUAUUUCAUUUGAAAUUGUCAAUCUUUUGUCUUUGUUGUGUUUGAUUUAUUCAAUUUUCUUGCAGUCUGAAGAAAGCAGAAAGCGUAGGCGCCUCAACAUGGAACAAGCAGCUCAGGAACAAGCAAUUGAGGACGUUUCCUCAACUGCACCACCUGCUACACAAGCUUAAUUUGUCUAUGCUAUGUCUUUUUUGAACUUCUACGGCAUUACUCAGAUAUGUCUUUAUUUUGAAUGUUUAUUUAUGAUGAAUCGCCUUUUUUGAAUGUUUAUGUAUGAUGAAUGUUUAAAACUAAUGAGAUGAAACUCUAUUUUUAAUGAAAUACCACUUGAUGUUCAAAGCAUUACAAAGAUGUUCAAACCAUUACAAAGAUUUAUAAGGACAAUACAUGUCUAAAGCAUCAUAAUAAGAAAGAUUUAUCGCUUAAGAAAGCUGUUAAUGAUGUCUUUUUCUGCCUCUUCUUUCUUGACCAAAUCACUUCGAAGCUCAGAAAUUGUCACUUUCAGUUCCGCAAUAAUCUUGUCCUUCUUGCGAAUUUGGUUUCUCACUUCAAUCAAAGCUUAUUUUUGCCAUCCAAAAGCUUCUUCCUAAUCAAACCACUGAAAAAAAUUGCAUUCACCUUUCCGCUAACGAAAACGAAAUUAAGAAUUUAGUAAGGAACACUUUAAUUCAACAUAUCAGAAAGCACAAUUGUUGUACCUUGUAUCGUUCACAUCCAUAGAACCUUUGACCCGGAUUUUUGUCAGUCCAAGCUUGAGAUAUCUUUGCCGGUAGCCCACAAAAAGAAAGCACACUGCCUGCAAUUGCCUUGCUUCGUCGCCUAUUGUUGGAUCCGCCACCCAAUUCCAUCUCUCUUUCUCUCUCUGUUUGAAAUAGAUCUUAUUUUCCAGAUAUGAAC
Brassica napus (rape) is the source of this 3479-nucleotide messenger RNA. RefSeq lists its product as uncharacterized. The transcript has 3 exons. Gene Ontology annotation, molecular function: zinc ion binding. The record is from RefSeq and is a predicted model, not a curated record. Bases 724 to 2385 code for a protein of 553 amino acids. Lineage: Eukaryota; Viridiplantae; Streptophyta; Magnoliopsida; Brassicales; Brassicaceae.